This is a messenger RNA of Cuscuta epithymum, 3728 nucleotides long. Lineage: Eukaryota; Viridiplantae; Streptophyta; Magnoliopsida; Solanales; Convolvulaceae. The record is from the annotation of a GenBank genome assembly.
UAACCAAGAAAGGAGUCCGGGAAAGUUCAUUUGUGCCGGGAGAUCAGAAUGGCCAAGCGCGAGCUAUCCAGUACUUUAAAAAACUUGAAGAUUCUUAUGGUAGACAACGUACUCCAAGAUAGUCUUUUUAUUGGAAUUUGAGCUUAGUACAAAAACAAAAGGAAUGGAAAUAGGAUUUCAGAAGAUGCACUCGGUGGAAUUUGUAUUGUUUAUGCAAAGAGUAUCAGACAACGGAGAGGAAAAAGCCAAGGAAGCUGAAGAUGACAUGCCUGCUAUACCUUCUUUAAGUGCGCGCAAAAGAUGCAAAUGUAGCCAAUUCAGUCAGAAUUUCAUCAAAUUCAGCCGAAUUAUCUAUUUCAGCAUCACCACACUGGCUAAAAGUAUCAUAGCAUUGUCCUAUCUAUCUAGUCUUCCGCUUGGGAUGCCUGAUGUGUGGUUAUUAUGGAAGGUGAUCCUCAUCCUGGGGCAAGAAAGGGCCGGAUGUCAUUCCAAAAUUUUAACCCUGUUAUUGAUAGAAAUGGGUUUAAGUCGAGAUGCUCCUGAGAAUUCAUCAAAUUUUAACAACACAAGCACAUACAGGAGAUUACAAGAGGAAACAAGAAGCCACUGUUUCUGAUGUCCAUUUUCCGAACAAAACACAUAAAAAUGUGCAUGUUUAUGAGGGGCCAUUUUCCAGUGGCAACAACAAGUACGAGAAGCAACGAAAGUGUGAAAACUUGGAUUUGAGUGUUCUUAGGCCACCAAAGCAUCAAAAUAAAAAAGGCUAAUUCUAUUUGUUCUUGGGAAGUUUUCCCUUGACAUGCUUCUUUAUUAACCAAUUAUCAGUGCUAGACUGCUAGUGUGUUGGUAGUGCUAUAACUCUAAAACAUGUGGUGUCGUGUUGACUGUCCUCUUUUUGCUAUUUUUCCUUCACUUCAUUUGUCUUUUUCUUUUUUUGAAGCUUGAUGCUCUGCAUGCAACUUCUUCUAACCAUCAUCAGUUAUGGGGUCAUACCUUACAUCAAGAAUCAUAUUCAUAAUAUGAUUUCUUGACCGAUUAUGAUUUAUUUGGUACCAUGGUUACUUCUGAUCUACUAUUAUUAGUGUUUCCGUAAACUGAGUAUGUACUAGAGGCUUUGAUUUUCUUUCUUAUCUUCACCUCAUCUUUUUUUCUUAUAGUGAUGACUAAAUUGGGACUAAUUCUCUUCAUCUAAGCUUCUAUAACUCUGCUCUGAACUUUCUGCAGUUUCAGAAAACAAAACUAUCUUUGCUUGAUUAUUAUGCAUUUUAAAGCUGUGUCAAUCGUAAUAUAUAUGUCUGAAUUAUGUUAGGCUUAAGAAUCUUUUCCGUUUUCUGGGCUUGUAGAAGACAAAGUUAUCAACUUGCAUAUAGUGUAAUUUGAGUUCCAUGGCUUUUGGAUGUUCCAAAUGUUAGCAAUUCCUACCUUAUACGACCAUCUUAUGAUAAUUAAUUAUAUAGGAAUGUUAAUAAUGAUAAAAUUGACUUGAAUGAAUCAUAAAGAUAAUAGUAAGAAACUAAGAAUAAUAGACAUUGCUAUUCCAGAUUAAGACAAACUAUUCCACUAGUUGUUAUUAGGCUUCCAAAAGGAGAUAGCUUGCAGUACCCUUCCUUUCCAUCCUUGCAACAACCAGUUCCCAUCUUCUUCCGUGUAAAAAUUCUUAUUGUAAUCAGAUUUCACUUUCUCCCUCACACAAUUGACAAUCUCUUGAUCUAGUGGUAGUUGCUGGAGUCCAGCCCUAAGGCUUCGAGCUUGCCAGUUCUUGUAUGUCUCUGGCCUAUCGACUCUCUCCUCUCCUUCACAGGCGAUCACAUUCAGCAUAUUUCUUCCAAACACCAUUUCCUCAAACAGCCACCUGUCCUUAUCUUCACUUGGCACAGUCACAUCAAACAUGUCAAACAGUGAGGAGUAAUGAAACAGUACCUCACGGAAUCGUGAGGCAAAGAACGCGCUGUUGUAGGCCCCAUUCAUAAUCCCGUGGGUGAACAUAUCUGGAUUAAUGUUCUUGAUCAGAUUGAGCACAAUGUCCCGUGGGCUAUCAUGUGGCACCAUUAUCUCAUCUGGCACCGUUCCUAGCAUUUUCAAACAGUUGACAACCAGGAUGUCAUCAUCCCUAUCAAUAUCAAGGUCUUCCAGUGUUAUACUCUCCCAUUUCCUUGCUACAGAUUUGAACUCAAACGGGACGUUGUAUCCUUUGCAGUAGUUUUGCAGUCGCAGGCCCGUGGCAUUGGCCAGCUCUUCCGGAUGAAAACCAGGCUGCAGAAAGUCUAUCGCAGUAAUGCGAAGCACUGGAGGCCCACCGGGCCUCAUCGAGAGACCUUGGAUGAAACUUGGCCAUUGAAAACCGUACAUAAUUCCAAAAUCAAUGAUGUGCAGCCUUGUUGCUCUUGCUGCAAGCUUCAUUAUGCAUUUGUUUAACAUCAUAAUUGAUACUACGUCGAAGGGGCUUGCUUUGAUAUACAUCUGAAAAGCUUCCAAGAUAUCUGCAGCUGGGAUAUUGUUGAAAUGUUUAGAUACGUACAGUGAUGUCCCAGUUCCAUUUAAGCGUGCCUCGAGCGCAUUGGCAAGAUAGAAUGAGGUCCUUUCUAUUCCGUUUCCAUAAGGAGAAGAGUGUAGCCUUAUUUCCUUAAGAGCUUCGAUAGCCGUCUUGGUGUCAUAAAUCGCUAAUGACUUUGCACAUUGGGUGAGUAAGCCGCUGAAAUCUAUGAAUUCCUUUUCCAUUUGUGGUCUCUUCUUGCCACAUGGGGUUAUUCCUCCCGCCCUGGGUUCUGUGUUUUCUAGUUUCUUGUAGGUACAGGCAGCAGUGUUUCUGCCAACUGGAUCAAGCAAGACAUCGUAGCACAUAUCAUCCAGCGGCUCCGAUUUUCUCAAAUAACUUGCCGCCAAGUGCUUGUUCCUUUGGUUGGUUUCUGCAGAGUCAUGAUCAGAUGACAGACAUUCGUGGUUCUGUUUCCCUUUUGGAGGUGAUCGGUCCCUAUCGGUCUCCUCCACUCCUCCGUUUGCCAAAGAUAAUAAAUCAUGUUGGCCAUCAAAUGGACUCGACAAAGAGUUACUGAGAUGACUGCACUGUGAGAAUCCUUUGGGUGGGCUGUCGGUUCCGUUUAGCACAUCAGAUAAAUGUUUCUCAGUAGCUUGGAGAGCCAUGGAGUCCCAGAACAUGAAAGGCUGCUUCUCCAGGUCUUCUUCCUCCAUUAGCAUCUCGCUUAUGUAAUUUAAAGUUGCAUUUGGGUAGUCUUCUUCCUCCUGAUCUUCUGUUGUAGCAGAUUUGGGUACUGAAAAACUGCUACUAGGAUUGGCGAAUCUUUGUUCACUUACAAAUCUCGGAUCCCGUGGGGCAGAGGAGUGACUGUAGACUAAUUCAUUUGAUGAGGUAAUGAAUUCUUGGAACAAAGCCUCCAUAACGUCAACCUCCCUGGCCUCCUUAGCUUGUCACGGAGCUGAGACCUGGGUAACAAAGAGGUAAGAACUGAUACUGUGAAGAAUGGAGGAAGAGCUGCGAAUAUAAUACGUAGUGGUAAUAAUAGUUUAAUGUUGAUGGUAUUGACUAUUGACAAAAAAGAGAACCAUUCUAGAAGGCGUAUGUCCCUUGCACGUUAUCAAGUAAAAAUUGUCAAUAGCUAUUCUAGAUGUAAGGUUUGUGCAUAUUUAACCGUCAAAAUUAAUUAUUCAAAAUUGUUAGAAGUGUUAUGUUUUUUCCAAGUCCCAAAAUAAAAAUAUCAGCUCAGUUUUCA